AUGACGAGACGAAAGGAUGGCGCCAAAUCUGGGACUUCCACGAUUUUGCCGAAUUGCAUCCUGACGUUUACAUUUCUAUUUUUAUCGUUUGUGCAUUCCGGAUUCCUGAGCUACAACAGCAGCUUCAUCUCGAUGACUGACGUCAGGACAAGUCCAUUGAGAGCAGAUAACACGGAAAACAUCACCGAAAUUGAGUGGAAUAACCCCGAGUUGAUGCUUCGCCAUCGACGAGUCAGACUAUCGGUUGCCCAAAUUGGCUGGGGAUUUGCAGUCGGAGCUCUCGGCUCAGGUCUUGGCCUCAUCCUGGUCGACCGUAUCCGAAAGCACAUCCGUAUCUAUGCCCUCACCUUCCUCUCCGGAUCCGUCAUCUCAGCCACGUGCCUCAUUCUACCGUACAUGAUUGCCAAUUCUUUCGUUGCAUUCACAUUUUUACGUUUGAUACGUGGCAUAAUUUCCGGUAUUUUGCCGAUGACCGCCUCAAAAAUGUUAUCGAAAUGGGUGUCGGACCGGAAUAGGAAAUUUUGGACGAUCGUAUUUUCAACUUAUGUCGAGAUGUCGCCGCUUAUUGCUUUGACUAUCGCAAAAUUUGCUGGAUCCGCACGAUGGCCCUUAAUUUUCUAUAUUCAUGGUGGUACCGCUCUGUUUUUGACGAUUGGAUGGGCUGUAGUGGUCAUAUUCGGAAAGAUGCCAAGAUUAGACCAAGAAAAUGAUAGUGAAACGUCGUUGGGAGGCAAUAAAUAUGUGCUACAUACUGGCGUAAAUGAAGAAAGCCGGGUAGCACUACCAUUAUGGGCGCUCCUCAAGAAUUUUCAAUUUUGGUCGGUGAUGGCCGGAAGCCUAGGGCAUACGUUUGGAGUUCAAUUCUCCCUCACUUGUUCACUUCUAUUCUACGCUAAUGCGCUGAAAUAUACCCCAAGAGAAUGUGCCGGGGCGACGCUCUAUCCUAUUUUAUUAAUGUUAAUAGUGAAAAUCGCGACGUCAUGUUUAUUUGACGAUUUCCCUUGGCCAUCCAAGCUUAAGAAGAUCAAAAUCUUUAACUCUAUGGCACUAUUUGGGUGUGGUGGACUUUUUUGGGCAGUAACGAUGCGGAAUCCGGAUGGUGGUGCCAUGGAUGUUGGUCUACUAGCAACUGCCAUUUGUUGCCUUGGCUUCUACACUGGUGGAUGUCCAAAACUGGUUCAAACUUUCGGAAAAGCGGAUGCAAGUACGAUAAAUCACUAUACACAGGUCUCUGGCCAUUUCCUGACGAUUAUCAGCUCUUUCUGGGUGCCGUACAUGGGCUACGGUAGCUCAUUCGAGGAAUGGGCAAUAAUUUUACGCACUUUCGGCACGGUGCUGAUCUGCUGCAAUUGCGUUUUCUUGUUUUCUAAUGGCAAAUCUCUGAACGGCGCC
Molecule: messenger RNA, 1392 nt
Organism: Mesorhabditis spiculigera
Lineage: Eukaryota; Metazoa; Nematoda; Chromadorea; Rhabditida; Rhabditidae
Source: the annotation of a GenBank genome assembly